Molecule: messenger RNA, 4258 nt
Organism: Myxocyprinus asiaticus (Chinese sucker)
Lineage: Eukaryota; Metazoa; Chordata; Actinopteri; Cypriniformes; Catostomidae
Exons: 17
Coding region: 331-1746 (471 amino acids)
Molecular function (GO): protein binding; metal ion binding; RNA binding
Source: RefSeq, a predicted model, not a curated record
ACGCUCCCUUCGACGCCCAGGAAGAGCAAUAGCACACAUCUAUCUCCAUAAGUUUUAAAAGGACGAUUCAUUCGAUGUUUUAACGCUAGUGUACGUGCAGUCUGUCGCCCAUAUGUUUCUGGAGUGGUAUUGAGCGUAAUAAUGCUGGAUGGUCGGACUGAUGAAGUUCAGUUUGGAUAUCUGCCGGCUUCUGGGGCUCAGCGUGGUAUAAUGGACAAUUGAUAAUUCCAUCCAGACCGUUAGAGGGCGCCGCUUGCUCACGCAACGCUGACUGAAGCGCUGAAUGCAGAAACAGCUUUUUAAGGCUCCAGUGAUGAGACGCCACAGGAGAUGGACGCAGGAGCCAUUGCUGAGCAGAAUGAAGACACACUCUCACAGGAUGUGUUAAUUGGUGAGGAAGGUCUCAGCGAGGAUGAGAAAGCCAGACGGAAAGCUGAGAGGCGAAAAGCCAAGAGGAAGCGUCAACGGCAGCGUAAGAAACUGGAGCAGGUUAAAAAGGAUGAAUGCAGCGAGCAGGAGAAUGCCGGAGUUGAAUCUGAACUCGAGGAGUCGGAGGAGUCUGAGCCAGAAGAGGUGGAAGAGAACGGCCUUUCAAAGGUGGAAGAGAAGCCAGUAGCUCCUCUGAGUAAAAGUCCUGCUGGACCUCCACUGGCUUCAGCGAACAAAAGCAGCCAGCAGCCGAUGACCCGCUCCAGUGAGGAGGACCCAGAGUGGGAUGUAAACAGUGCUUUUGUUGCCAACGCUGUUAGUCACAUCCGACCUAAAGCCAAGAGUAAAGGAGCUCACAAAUCAAAAGAGAACAAGGAAAAUGAGAGCAGGACUGGAGAAGUGACUGGAGAAGUCAUUGGUUUAGUUGAUGCUGUAACUAAAAGAAGUGCCUUACUAGUAGAAAAAGGAAUCCGAUACGUACAGGAGGGACAGUACUCGCAUGCUCUCAGUCUGUUUACAGAGGCCAUCAAAUGUGAUCCAAAAGACUACAGGUUUUUUGGGAAUCGCUCCUAUUGUUACUGUUGUCUGGAGCAGUACCCUCUGGCCCUAGCGGAUGCGGAGAAGUCCAUUCAGAUGGCUCCUGAUUGGCCCAAAGGCUAUUACCGUAGGGGAAGCGCACUUAUGGGGCUAAAGAGGUACAGUGAAGCUGAGAAAGCCAUGGAGCAGGUGCUAAAGCUGGACAGAGAUUGCGAAGAAGCCGUCAAUGACCUACUUUACUGUAAAGUGCAACAGCUUACGGAUCUGAGAUAUGACGAGGAGCAGAGCAUCCAAUUGCUGGAAAAAUAUAGCACCGUGCAGGCAGUUGUUGCAGCCAGGGCAUCAAAUCAGGACUGUGCCUUCCUUCAGCCAGGUCCUUGCAGUUCCCUCUGGGUGGGUAACGUGUCCACAGAACUGACGGAGAAGCAUUUGCGGGACCUUUUCAAAAUUUAUGGAGAAAUCGACAGCAUUCGGGUUCUGCACGAACGUUUCUGUGCCUUUGUAAACUUUAAGAAUGCUAAUAUGGCUUCCCGUGCAAUGGAGAAACUCAAUGGACAUCUAAUUGAGAAUACCCGUCUAGUGGUUCGAUAUCCAGAUCGACGGAUUCAGAGAGCCCUGCCAACUCCUGCCAUUCAACAGUCAGGAUAUGCUGGGCCUAGACGCAGAGGUCCUGUCAACGGAGACGAGUGUUAUUUCUGGAGGACCUCUGGCUGUCAUUUUGGAGAUAGGUGUCGCUAUAAGCACAUUCCUGAUCACAGAGGCAAAGACUGGCAACCUUGAGUCAACACUAGCCUCCCCUUCUGUCUCCCUCUGAACUCUGGGAGGUGCCUGCAUGACUGUAGGGGAACUGUUAUCUUCACUUUUAUUUUCUGUAGGUCAGGACCAGUAUUAUAGAUCAAGAGUGCAGCGUUAUGUGAGUUCACUGUCAGGCUCUGAACCUCACAGGGGUAUAAACGUAGAGCAGACUUAUGAGGUGAGGUUUGGGUGGUGCACAGUGCCAGAGCAUCGUUACACCGCAUCACCGUCUGCUGAGGUUUGUGGCCUCUCAUAUUGUAUGUUCUCUUCUCUCUUCCUGUGCCAACACCACCAAGCCAAAGAAGAGUCUGGUCUGACAUUUGAGUUUCAGUCCGAAUGAAUGACUUUCAUUCUGCAUUUGGGGUUAAAAACUCAAAAUCCCUUGAAAUGAGGAUCAGAGAGUUGUACCAAAGAAUAAUACUAUGCCAUCUGUGGAUUUUAUGUUAAGAGAGAGAGUUUGAAAAGGCAUUGAACUUCAAUCAGGGAAAAUUAGCUUUUUAGUUUUGGCGUGUGUGUUUUGAUUGGAUCUUUUUUUUAUAAUUUAGCUCAAAUUCCACCAUCUUACACACACACUCCAGCUUUUCAUUCUGUAUGUUUGUUGCCAUUUCAAAUUUAACUUCAGCUAUGAUCCUAAAUUCUCUUGAACUGCCCCAACUGCAAGACCUCUUAGGGCUUAUCAGUAUUGCAAAGGUUAGAGCUAUUGUUUGAACCUUUCAAAGAAUUGAAGUCCCUCUUGAUCUGUUAUUUUCACUUCUCCAUUAGUUUUUCACAAUCUUGCACUUUACCACAACAUCAGACAAUUAACUUGGGUACAUGAAACAUCAACUACAGGUAGUGUUCCUUGGCUGAAGAGCGCGGCGUUCCGCGUCAGAACAACAUGUGAAUGUUUUUUUGAAAUAAGUUUGGUCUUUUGUUUAUUUGCAGCCAGUCAGAAUCAUGUUGCUACAUGUAUUGAUGACCUACAUCAUCAGUGGAAUUUUCCUACAGCUUUUUUAAGAUUUUCAAUUUUGUAUGUUUAAAGUAUUUUCUAAUGGCAUGUCAGUGCCAUUUAGAUAUAAAGUUUUUCAUUCACAGAUCACAAACACAGGUUUCAGCCAUAAAAUGUUUCAUGCUGCUUUGUAAAAUGAAAAAAUCAUUUGUUUCGAUAUUAUGCAAGGGCUCAGACGCAGGAGGAAGCUACUGAAUCUCCUGCCCUGGCUUUGACACUUCUUCCAUCAGCACAAAAUUGAAUGAGGUUGUUUGCAUCAUUUUCUCCUCUUGUAUUUUAAAAUGCCUGUUAUGGGUUUAACAGAAGAGAAGGAAAUUAAGACUGGUCUUUAGUCUUCUACAUCAUCAAUAUGUAGUCUUUCUUGUAGAACAGAGUUUGUUGCUAUUAGUAGUUAAGAUGAUGAUAAGGGUUUUUGGUAAAUAAUGCUCUCUUGUUUAAAGGCAUUUGAAAAUUCUUAGAUGACCUUGGUAUGUUGAGAACGAAAGUCGGUUUCUGUUGUACUGUUUUAUGACACACACUUAACCAAAGAAACACUAAUGUUUACCUAGCGUUCCGCUGACAAACAUAUCUGCUAUUUUUUUUACUAAUGUAUAUUACACUAUUUUGGACAUGUCACUUCUCAGUUUUUAGAUACAACUGCAUUGGUUUUAUGCAGUCAUUAGUCACACUAGAGCUUUUAGUUGUAUUGUUUCUCAUUUAGGGCAUUGAAGGUAAUUUCUUAUGGCUUUUUGUGACAAUAUAGAGUGCCUUAAAAACAAUAAUUUGCUAUCAGAUGAGUUGAGCAUUAAUAUUUGAUGCAUAAAUGCAUUUGGUAGAUGCUUUUAUCCAAAGCAACUUGCAGUGCAUUCAAGUUUUCAAAUAUUUUAUUGGUAUGCGUUAACUGGGAAUUUAACCCAUGACCUUGAUUGAUUCCUAGGGACAACACAUGUUGAUAAAAUAUGUACCUUGAAUGCACUGUAUGUAACUUUGGUAAACACAUCUGCCAAUUGCAUACAUGUAAUGUUUAAAUUGAGAUUUUCCAUUAACAUGGUGGCUUUUUAUUUUAGGCUACGAAUUGGAUGAUAAACUGAAUUAUACAGCUAAAGUAUUUUACUAUAAAAGAACAGUAAUGUAUUCCGAGAAAUGUCCCUUUUUGUGUGUGUGUGUUUGUGUGUGUGUGUGCUUAGUUGAUUUGAAAUUGAGGUGAUUCUUCUUUUCAGCUUUAAGGAAAGAACUGCAUUUUCAAAUAAAUUAUUAUUAUUAUUAUUAUUAUUAUUAUUAUUAUUAUUAUUUUGUUCUGACAACAAUAAUUCCUCACUGUUGUGCUAAAGCACUUACUUAAAGCAUGCAUUAAAUUACAUUUAUUGCUUAUCAUUUUGCUUGAAUGUGUGACAUUCUUAAUUUUGCUUUUUGGAAUAUUGAUUGAAGCAAACUGUACUCUGUGCUCUUUCAUAUUCUGUUAAAGUUUUAUUUGCAACUCUUAGUACUGCAUCGGGAAAACAUUUUCGCAAUAAAUGUAUGAAAGCUCAA